Molecule: messenger RNA, 1722 nt
Organism: Fulvia fulva
Lineage: Eukaryota; Fungi; Ascomycota; Dothideomycetes; Mycosphaerellales; Mycosphaerellaceae
Product: Cytochrome P450 7B1
Exons: 1
Coding region: 1-1722 (573 amino acids)
Molecular function (GO): monooxygenase activity; iron ion binding; heme binding
Source: RefSeq, a predicted model, not a curated record
AUGGGUGUCCCUCAUCAGGACGACUUGACUCUUGCACAAGGCGAGACUGGCAAUGUGAGCUUCCUGCUUGAGCAUCGAUGGACAAUCGCCAGCUUCAUGCUGUGUGUCAUGAUCCUCCUCACACGCAUAUCAAGCAGUCUCAACUCCAGAUCCAAAACAGCAGGCGAACAUGGCGCCGCAACAGUGCCAGCAGUGCCCUACUGGCUGCCAAUCCUCGGCCACAUCCCCAACAUGGCCUGGGACGCAGAUGGCUUCGUCAAGGGCCUCAGAGCUAUCUACGACUGCGGAAUUUUUUCCCUCAAUUUUGGUGGCACAAGGCACAAUAUCAUCUGCCACCCUGGUCUUGCUACGGCGGUCCUCAAUACGAAAGCGAGUAAUGCCAACAAUGAGUCUGUCAGCAAGCGCCUUAUGGACCUCGUCUUUGGAUUCCCAUCAAAUGAAUUGGAGAAGUACGAUGUUGCUUUUGAGGAACUUCAUGGACUGUAUAGAAUCAUUCAAGUUGAGCCUGGGCUUGGUAAGAUGGUUGAGCAGACAGCGCGGAAGACGAAAGAGAACAUCAACAAUCUUGUAACCUUCAUGGAAAGUCCUGUCGAUCAAAUGCCGUGGGAGAAGGUCAGUAAUAUCAACGUUGUCGAAUCACCAAACGGCGAGCGAGUCGUUGAAGCAAGUCUGCUGCCUCUGAUUCGAGAUUUCUGCGCCUUCACUGCCAACCCUUCAAUCAUGGGAUCAGACUUCUUGGAGAACAAUCCUCAAUUCUUUGACGACAUCUGGAUUCUAGAUCGAGGGUUCUUAUUACUCGCCACCGGCCUACCGCGCUGGGCACCGAUACCGACCUUGACGAGGGCACACAUUGCCCGCAGGAACAAUCUACGCCGUUUGGAGACGUUCCACGCGAUGAUGGAUAAGCAGUGGGAUGGCAAUAACGAUGACCCCAAAUGGUCCAGCCUGGACGAUGUCGGUGAUUUGAUUAAAGCUCGCAUGGAUAUAUACUGCAAGUACAAGCUCAGCAUUCGAGCGCGCGCUUCAAUCGAGCAUGCCCUGAUGUGGGCGGCCAAUGCCAAUUCGAAUUCCUUGGUCUUCUGGUUGGUCAAUCGGAUUUAUGAGGACAAGGCGCUGCUUGCGAUGAUCCGAGAGGAGAUCGCGCCGUAUGUCAAGGUGGAGCAAGUCGAAACCGGUCUACCGAUUAAGGAGCCGCCGCGUAUAACAUCGCUUGAUGUCGAAGGACUGUGCGACAAGUGUCCAUUACUGAAGAGCUGCUAUGUUGAGUGCCUCCGUCUUGAUACUGGUUCCUGGUCGUUCAAGUCGGUUAAAAGCGACUUUGUACUUCAAAGCCGGGAGAAAGAAGCACAGCCGUGGCUCCUGCGCAAGGGCGAAUACGUCCACGUUGCGCAUGACCUCCACAACACCGAUCCCAAUCACUUCGAGAACCCGGCAGUCUGGAAGGCUGAUAGGCACAUCAAGUAUGACGACAAGCGUGUUGGCACUGCGGACAUGGGUAGUAUUCGGCCGUAUGGAGGUGGCACGAGUAUGUGUAAAGGUCGUGCUUUCGCUCUGAAGGAGGUCAUGAUGUUCACGGCGGCCAUUGUCUCCAUGUGGGAUAUCGAAGCUGCUGGUGGUGGAACGUGGAAAAUGCCCAAGCAUGCCAAGGCCACUGGCGUCUACAGUACCCGCGAUGACACUCGUGUUUGGAUCAAAGCCAGGAAGAUGCCGGCGAGGGGAUGA